Apiotrichum porosum is the source of this 696-nucleotide messenger RNA. RefSeq lists its product as uncharacterized. Bases 1 to 696 code for a protein of 231 amino acids. The record is from RefSeq and is a predicted model, not a curated record. The transcript is spliced from 3 exons. Lineage: Eukaryota; Fungi; Basidiomycota; Tremellomycetes; Trichosporonales; Trichosporonaceae.
AUGUCUGGAACCUCACGCAGUCGUCCAAACGGUCGGCGCAAGUCCAUGCAGUCGAUGUGGGACCCCUGGGCGGUACCGCCAAUCGUUGGUUCUAGGCACUUCAUCGCCAGCACGCACGACGGCCGUUUUCGGGCUUGCGCCGCACCAAAGCACUUCCGCCGUCCUCGUGUUAAUGCGGCGACUGGUUACUCGACGUCAUCGUCGGCGAGCCAUGCCCCCUCUUCAGCGCCCGCUGCCCGCUCCUCGGCACCCCCUGGCCCCUCUGCUCAGCUCCCUUGCGUAUCCUCGGCGCUUCGUGUGCCUACCCAAUCGACCGCCCAGGUCAUUGACCAUCGCCUGCCACAGACAGAACGCACGGCGCCUGCUGCGACAAGUUCAGCGCUUCGCAGGUCGGCGGCGCCUCCUAACACCAAUUCUCCUCCUGUCACCAUGGCAGUGGCCCCAUGUGUGCCUCAGCUUAGCCGUGGUGGCACCAGCAUGCCUCGUUCAUCGACGGCCGUCGGUUCGGCGCAACGUCCAAUGUCCUCCUCGCGCGCGGUGCCAGUCGUCAAACCCAUUGUGCCCCAGCCCGAGCGUUGGCGUCUCUGCGGCGCUGCAAGCACUUCACCCCUGCGUUCAUUGGUCUCUGAUUCUUCUACGGCUUCAUCCAGGCCACUCGUGGACGCCGUCUCGAGGUCUUUCCCUCGGCCUCUAUAG